UGCUGCAUGUAUAUGUAUGUACAGUAUAUGCAUUUGUGUGUAUGUGUGUGUGUGUGUGUGUAUAUGCACAGGUACAAUGACCAGACAUUAGCCUGUGCAAAAUAUUGCUGUAUUACUGUGCUACUGUCCUGUCAACAGUCUCCUUGAAUUUGAAUUUGAGAGAGAGACAGAGAAAGAGAGAGAGAGAGGAACAGAGAAACACAGAGGGGGGUGAGGAGGUGGAUGAGAUAAGAGAUACAGAGAGAGAGAGAGAGAGAAAGAGAGAGGUGCACAUGUGCACAUGUGAACUCAUAGAGGAAGUGAGCAGAGCACCAGAGCUGAAACUAAUGGACACUAGCAGCAUCUGAACAUGCAGCCACCACCCAGGAAGGUGAAGGAGAGCCAGCAGGUGAAGCUGGUGUUCUCAGAGCAGCUCAGUAAACUGCAGACCAAACAGCACCAGGACACUGAGCUGCUUGAGGAGAUCAGGUCCUUCAGUAAGCACCGGGCAGCAAUAGAGAAGGGGUAUGGUCAGGCUCUUCAGAGGUUAGCUGUUCAGUACCAGAAGAGAGACUGGCAGAGAGGAAACAUAGAUGCUAUCACUUCUGGAAGUGUGUUUGGUGUGUGGCGGUCAAUGGUGGAUGCUGCAGCUCAGACUGCUGAAUCACGACUUGCUGCUGCUGAGGAGUACCGCAGGCUGACAGGACAAGUCUCUAGAAGCUUCCGCAACACAAAGGACAUCCGAGCUAAGAGAGGCCUGGAGCGGCUCCAGAGGGUACAGGGUGAAGUGCUGGAUGCCCUGCGAGAGCUGCACUUGAUCAAAAAGACGUACCAUCGACUCAGCCACAUCGCCAACAUCGCCAGAGAGAAAGCUGCUGAUGCACAGACCAGGGCCAGAAAGAGUGAACAUGGGAUCUUCCACUUUAAAACUGGCCUACUGAAGAUGACUGCUAAGCUCACUGCUAGGUUGAAAGAGUGUGACAACCGUUUGACUGAAGUUCGUAAUGAGUAUCUCCUGGCUUUAGCAGCAGUGAAUGCCCAUCACCAACACUACUAUACCAAUGACUUACCGCAUAUUAUGGAGCAAAUGGAUGGAGACAUUUACGAUGAUCUGAGGAAUCACUUACUCCUGCUGUGUGGGACAGAGCUGGACACCUGUCUGUCCACACAGAAAUUGUACAGCAAGAUAUGGGACAGUGUGGCUAAGGUGACCAGAGAGAAAAACAUCCAGCAGUUUCUACGAGAAUCGGUUUCCUUCAGCAAAACGUUUGAAUUCACCUUCCAACCUGCUCCAUUUGACAAGGUUUGUUCUCUGCAGGAGGUGUAUGUUUCGGAGGCUGGCAGCUGUCUGGUUAAAGAGGCCAAGAAAUGGGUGACGAAAGCUGCCAAAGACUUUAAGAUCCUCACCCAUGGAGAGAGGGCUGUGCAGAUGUUGGAGAGUCGGCUGAAGCUGCUGUCAGGAGAUACAGGGUUCAGUGUGGAGCAGAAGAUAGCAGAGGUGCAGGACAGUGUGCGCAAAGCAAAGCUCAGCAGGGUGAAGGCUGAGGCUCGUCUGGCUCUGCUCUCAGUCAGAGUCACAGGAACUGAACUGUGGCUUCAUGACGCCAUGAGCCAGGCAGAGGAGGAGCUGGAGAGAGAGCGGCGGCUCAGUGAGCAGAGGAGGUCUACUGAGGACUUCUCAGAGGAGGAGUUUGAGUUGACUGACUUUGAGGACUAUGAUGAUGAGAACAGAGAAAUCACAGAUCCGGUGUCAGCCUCAGAAGUGUGUGUCUUUCCUGCAGCCUGCAGAGUCAUCUACAGCUACCAGGCCAACCAAUCAGAUGAGCUGUCAAUCAUGGAAGGGGAAGAGCUUCAGGUGAUUGAAGAUGGAGACAUGGAGGACUGGGUGAAGGUGUGUAACUCCUGUGGACGGAUGGGCUAUGUUCCUGAGCAUUUUGUGCAGUUCCAGUGUCUACCAGCAGAGGGCGGUGCCCAGCUGGACAGCUCCCUCAGCUCCACCUCAUCUUCUGGGAACAAAGCGAGGGCAGGGAGCAGAGGUUUGGCCAGAGCUCUGUACUCCUACCAGGCCCAGAGUGCAGAGGAGCUGUCCUUCCAGGAGGGGGCGCUGAUCCACCUGAUCCGCUAUCGAUAUGGAGAGGUGGACGACGGCUUCUGGGAGGGAGAGCUGAACGGUCGGACCGGAGUCUUUCCGUCGUUAGUAGUGGAGCUUGUACAUAAUGAAGGCGAGAAGGAGGUGAAGCAGGAGGAAGAGCCCCUCCCCACCCCGACCAUGCCCUGGCCCCCCCCCCCAAUCCCCUCCUCUCCUGGCUGUAGUCCACCUCUCAGUGCCACCCCCCCCAGCUGUGUGGACAGGCCCAGAGACAAUACAGCAGAGUCAGGGGGCAGCAGCCACAAGUCUCCAGACCUCUGCAGCAGUCGGCUGAGACCAUGUCGAGCUCCACCUCCUCCUCCAGCUCGGAAGCCUUCACCUCAGCAUUGAGACACCGGCAGAUACACCUUAAUGUGACCAAACUGUUUGUAUCUGUCAUUGUUUUUUUCUUCUGGCCAACUCUGUGAGACUUCUGAUGUAUUAGCUACAUAGAAUAAAUGAUGAUACAUC
Seriola aureovittata is the source of this 2578-nucleotide messenger RNA. Its product is annotated as F-BAR and double SH3 domains protein 1-like. Gene Ontology annotation, molecular function: protein binding. The record is from RefSeq and is a predicted model, not a curated record. Gene Ontology annotation, biological process: neuromuscular synaptic transmission; regulation of actin filament polymerization. Lineage: Eukaryota; Metazoa; Chordata; Actinopteri; Carangiformes; Carangidae. Gene Ontology annotation, cellular component: neuromuscular junction; recycling endosome. The transcript is spliced from 21 exons. Bases 350 to 2458 code for a protein of 702 amino acids.